Molecule: messenger RNA, 1583 nt
Organism: Musa acuminata AAA Group (dessert banana)
Lineage: Eukaryota; Viridiplantae; Streptophyta; Magnoliopsida; Zingiberales; Musaceae
Product: probable protein phosphatase 2C 59
Exons: 8
Coding region: 375-1253 (292 amino acids)
Biological process (GO): peptidyl-threonine dephosphorylation
Molecular function (GO): protein serine/threonine phosphatase activity; cation binding
Source: RefSeq, a predicted model, not a curated record
CACCGUCUUCGGUUUUCGUCGCAGCCACAAACCAAACCACAAAACCCGGCGUUUGUUUGUUUCUUCGCCGCCUUCAUCAUUCCUCCUCCUCCUCCUCUCUCGCCCCCCUCUCUAGGGUUGUUCUUCCCCUUCCGUUCCCCCCUUUUUCUCUCCUCCGUGGCGUUUCUUCUUUUGAUUUAUCUGUCGAUCGUUCCUGUUUUGGCGCGUUCGGAGCCACUCUUUACGAUCCGCAGGUGGUAGGUUCGGGUUUCGACUUGGAUCGUCUGACGGAUGAUGCAGAUUCUUGGCAAGCCGUGAUCUCUCGAAGGCCUAAUCGGAUCGGCUUUUGUUUGUUGUCUUCGUUCGUUUUCUCAAAUUCGUCAGAGCAGAGACCGAUGGGUCACUUGAGUUCCCUUGGUGGGAUUCAGACGGACGCCGCUCCAGUUAGUGGUGGAGGACUCAGUUCUCUUCAUUGCAGUCAGAAUGGGAAGUUCAGUUAUGGGUAUGCAAGCUCUCCUGGGAAAAGGGCUUCAAUGGAAGACUUUUAUGAAACAAGAAUUGAUGGUGUUGAUGGAGAAAUUGUUGGCUUGUUUGGAGUUUUUGAUGGUCAUGGUGGUGCUCGAGCGGCAGAGUACGUUAAAGCGCACCUCUUCAGCAAUUUGAUUAGACAUCCCAAGUUCAUUAGUGAUACCAAGUCAGCUAUAGCUGAUGCAUUCAGCCAUACAGACUCAGAGUUUCUGAAAUCUGAGAAUAGUCAGAAUCGUGAUGCUGGCUCAACUGCUUCCACUGCCAUCCUUGUUGGCGAUCGUUUGUUGGUUGCAAAUGUUGGGGAUUCUAGGGCUGUUAUAUGUAGAGGAGGGAAGGCAUUUGCUGUCUCAAGGGAUCACAAGCCCGAUCAAACAGAUGAGAGACAACGGAUUGAAGAUGCUGGAGGCUUUGUUAUGUGGGCUGGGACAUGGCGGGUUGGUGGUGUUCUUGCUGUAUCACGUGCAUUUGGUGAUAGGCUCUUGAAGCAGUUUGUUGUUGCAGACCCAGAAAUACAGGAAGAGGUCAUUGAUAAUUCUCUGGAGUUUCUUAUCCUUGCAAGUGAUGGAUUGUGGGAUGUUGUCACAAAUGAGGAGGCUGUAGCCAUGAUACAAUCCGUAGAGGACCCAGAACAAGCGGCAAAGAGACUGUUACAGGAAGCUUACCAAAGAGGAAGUGCAGACAAUAUCACUUGUGUUGUGGUACGUUUCAUUGCCGGCCAGGAAAACACCACAACAGUGCAGCAGUAGUGCUCACUGCUGCUUAGUUCUCAGUGACGGAAACAUUUCUGAGAAGUCAGAUCAAACUGGAAGAGGAAUAGAUCGAAAAGCUACAGAGCUGCCAAAAAGAAAAACGAUGGUAAAUCUUUUGUUUGCCUGCAAAAGAAGGUUCAGUUGUGUUUCUGACCUACUGAAUUGUGUUGUAGCAGAAUUGUAGUUUGGAGUGUAUUCAGGAGGACCUUUCUACAUGUAAUAUACUGCCUAAUGUUUGAGUGCAUCUACGUGAAUCUCUGCAACCAAUGUUAAAAAUGGCAUGUUGGGAAAUUGUUGGAAGGUAAUUAAACUCAUCUUUCCUCUUAA